Molecule: messenger RNA, 6240 nt
Organism: Sceloporus undulatus (fence lizard)
Lineage: Eukaryota; Metazoa; Chordata; Lepidosauria; Squamata; Phrynosomatidae
Gene: ARHGAP26
Product: Rho GTPase activating protein 26
Exons: 21
Coding region: 1025-3100 (691 amino acids)
Biological process (GO): signal transduction
Cellular component (GO): cytoplasm
Molecular function (GO): protein binding; GTPase activator activity
Source: RefSeq, a predicted model, not a curated record
CCCUUCUCCUCCUCGGCCCGCCAGCAGGAGGCGACGCGCUGAUUGGCUCCGGCUGGCGCAAGGGGCGGAGUCUAACCUGCCAGCGGAGGGAAAAAAACACAUCACCAGCAGCAGCAGCACCACCAGCAGCUUGCCCUCCCUCCCUUUUCCUCCCGGGGACGUUCCACUGGGCAGCAAUGCAAUGCUCUCCCGCGUGCCAAUAGGGAAGCGGAGGGUCCCGGGAGUGACCGCGCGCCACUGAAGCACCAGCAGCACAAGCCGCAGCACAAGCAGCGCGCGCCGCCUCCUCCUCCUCCUCCUCCUCUCUUGCACCGCUGCUGCUGCUAUUUCCUCCUCCUCCUCCUCCUGCUGCUGUUGCUGCUAGAGGCCGCCCUUCUUCCAAGGUUCCUCCUCCGGCAAGCGCAGCGCUGACCAUAAGGGACGAAGCCAAAGGGGUCCUCCUCAGGUCCUGGCCAUGAGCAAAGCAGGCGCGUGGGCUACUCCAGCCCCCUUCCCUUCCUCCUCCUCUUCCUGCUGCUGCAAGAGGCUCCUGCCUUUUCUCCUCGUCUGAGACGGGGACACGGUGCGAAUCCUGAGCCUCAUUCACAACCACCACCAGCAACGUCGUUCUUUUCUCUACGUAAUUAUUUCUCCUUCUUUUAAAUAGCCCUGGUCCAAUUAGUGCUGCCUAGCACCACCACCACCGUUAUUAUUAUUAUUAUUAUUAUUAUUAUUAUUAUUAUUAUUAUUUUCCUUCCCAUUUUUAAUUUUUUAAUUGAAUUUUAAUUCUUUUUUUUUAGGAGAGCCUAAGAGGGAGGCUCCUCCUGUCAGUGGUGUCAUGUUUGCUGAACUUUGGUGGUUUGCAGGCUCUGAUUUUUAAAAGGCCUUUGGGGAGAUCCCCUUGUGCAGUUGAUUUGGGGAGUGUGUGUGUGUGUGUAUAUAUAUAUUACUCCAAUAUAGCCGAUAUAUCAUUCAUAUAUAUAUAUAUUUAUAUUUGGGGCCCCCCGAAGGCUUUGUUUUGGAGGGUCUGUGUCUCGGGGGAGCCAUGGGCCUCCCUGCCUUGGAGUUCAGCGACUGCUGCCUGGACAGCCCCCAGUUCCGAGAGAGGCUGAAGUCCCACGAAGCAGAGCUGGACAAGACCAACAAGUUCAUCAAGGAGCUCCUGAAAGACGGAAAGUCCCUCAUCGCAGCCCUCAAGAAUCUGUCUUCAGCAAAGCGGAAGUUUGCAGACUCUUUGAAUGAUUUUAAAUUUCGAUGUAUAGGUGAUGCUGAAACAGAUGAUGAAAUAUGUAUAGCAAAAUCCCUGCAAGAGUUUGCUGCUGUUCUUAGAAAUCUAGAAGAUGAGCGCAUGCGCAUGAUUGAGAAUGCUGGUGAAGUUCUAAUCACUCCUCUGGAGAAAUUUCGCAAGGAACAAAUUGGUGCUGCUAAGGAAGCCAAGAAAAAGUAUGACAAAGAGACAGAGAAAUAUUGUGGUGUGUUAGAAAAGCACUUAAACCUGUCUUCCAAGAAGAAAGAAUCUCAGCUUCAAGAGGCGGAUAGCCAGGUGGACCUGGUCCGUCAGCACUUCUAUGAAGUCUCCCUUGAGUAUGUCUUCAAAGUACAAGAAGUUCAAGAGAGGAAGAUGUUUGAGUUCGUGGAACCACUGUUGGCGUUCCUGCAAGGGCUCUUUACAUUCUACCAUCAUGGUUAUGAGCUUGCAAAGGAUUUCAGUGAUUUCAAGACGGAGCUGACAAUCAGCAUACAAAAUACAAGAAACCGUUUUGAAAGCACAAGAUCAGAAGUUGAGUCCUUGAUGAGGAAAAUGAAGGAGAAUCCUCAUGAGCACAAAAAUAUCAGUCCUUACACAAUGGAAGGCUACCUCUAUGUCCAGGAGAAACGUCAUUUUGGGACAUCCUGGGUGAAACAUUACUGCACAUAUCAGAGUGACUCUAAACGAAUAACUAUGGUGCCAUUUGACCAAAAGUCUGGUGGAAAAGGGGGAGAAGAUGAAGCCAUUAUCCUUAAAUCCUGCACACGUCGGAAAACGGAUUCCAUAGAAAAGAGAUUUUGCUUUGAUGUAGAAGCAGUAGAUCGGCCUGGAGUGAUCACAAUGCAAGCACUUUCUGAAGAAGACCGAAGACUGUGGAUGGAGGCAAUGGAUGGCCGGGAACCCGUUUAUAACUCUAACAAAGACAACCAAACGGAAGGCACUGCCCAGUUGGAUAAUAUGGGCUUCAGCAUUGUCAAGAAAUGCAUUCAUGCUGUUGAAACAAGAGGGAUCAAUGAACAAGGACUAUACAGAAUAGUUGGUGUCAACUCCAGAGUUCAAAGGCUAUUGAGUAUCUUAAUGGAUCCUAAAGCAGCUGAAACAGAAGAUGAAAUCUCUGCAGAGUGGGAGAUUAAAACAAUCACCAGUGCACUGAAAACAUACUUGCGAAUGCUUCCUGGACCACUCAUGAUGUAUCAGUUUCAAAGAAGCUUCAUUAAAGCAGCAAAACUGGAGAAUCAAGAAUCAAGAAUCUCAGAGAUCCACAGCUUAGUACACAGACUUCCUGAGAAAAACAGACAGAUGCUCCAUUUGCUCAUGAAUCACUUGGCAAAUGUUGCGAAGAACCACAAACAGAAUCUAAUGACUGUUGCAAAUCUGGGGGUUGUUUUCGGACCAACAUUAAUGCGACCACAAGAAGAAACAGUUGCUGCGAUUAUGGAUAUCAAAUUCCAAAAUAUUGUGGUGGAGAUCUUAAUAGAAAACCAUGAAAAGAUAUUUAACACAGUUCCAGAAACACUGCAAUCAAAUUCUCAGCUGCUUUUAUCUCGAAAGAGAAGUACAGAUUCAAAACCACCAUCAUGCAGUGAGAGGCCCUUAACCCUCUUCCAUACUAUGCAACCCAGUGAAAAGCAGGAAAACAGGAACAGUAUCAUCAACUCCAGUCUGGAAUCAGUCAUAUCAUCAUCAAACAUCAACAGUUUCCUCCACUCCAACAGCACUCCUCAAUCUAACAUGAACUCAAGUGACCCUGACUUAGAAGUUGUUAAACCCAGCAGGCCAAACUCACUAAUCCCCCCUGCUUCAGCUGAGACCUCAGAAGAUGCACCUACUUCAGACCACACAUCCCUGGAAGGUGGCAGUGUUGAUAAGUGAUAUUGACUACAUUUGAAGUGGACUGACUGAGAACUGUACUCAGUCUGCAAGACAGAGAAGUUGUAAAACACAUACAAAAAUAGCUCACUUUCCUUUUUAAAUUUUACAGAACCUCUUUUAUUUUUUUUUAAAAUAAAAACUAAAGUAGAGCAAUGUAGAACAAUAAAUAGUCUGCCACCCCUUCCUGAAAAGUAAGUGGAAGGAGCUGUAAUUCUUGUCAUUGCUCUGUGUUUUGUAUCAACAGAGAUGAUAUCUGUGGAGGCAGGACAGAUGGGAAGCCAGCCCCCCCCCCCCAAAAAAAAGAGGGGAGAUACCUGAUUCUAAAUACUUUCCAGUCACCUCACUUUUUAUACAUGUCUUAGUAGACUUCGUUGGUGGUUAAUAGAACAAAGAUCUAAUUUCUGACUUUGCUCAUUAUAUAUUUUUAGAUAGAAUUACAUUUUUCUGCUAAGCAUCAAAUAUUGACAGUCUGUGACAAGGAGUAAACGAUGUAAAAGGUGAUACAACAUUUGUUAUUGAAAUAAUAAGCUCUUAGCAAAGCUCUUGGCUGAAGUCCUGGUAGGAACAGGUGCAUCUAGUGUCACAAAAAAAAGGACUGUCAUGAAAAGGCUAAUUUAUAGAUCUCAUUUUGUCCUUCCUUUUCAGACUCAGUCUGGCUUGUACACACACAGCUCCAGGGACAAUAACUGAAUAACCAGAAUUUCUCAGUUAGCAUGACCAUGCGCUGAAAUUUGUACAGGAGUAACAAGUUAAUCUAUUUGUUUUCCCAGUGUCUGUACAUCAUAGUUUCAAGGGCAUUACUAUUAUGAUUAUUAGUAUCAGUAUUGUGUUUGUUUAUAUCCUGUGUCUCUUUUAUUAUGGAACUCAUGGAAAUGUCCAUAGGAUUCCUCAGCAGUGACUUAUCUAGGCACUAUCAAGAUCCAGUCUGUUUGGCUUCAAUGGGAUGAUGCUAGUUAAACCUAUGAUGUUUGUAGUUGUCACAUCACUUUCUCUUGAGUAAUAACAAUAUGUACGCACAAAUAUAUGAUGUCAUCAUGAUGUAGUGGUUUGAGCAUUGGAUUAUGACUCUGGUGACCAGGGAUGGAAUCCCCACUCAUCCAUGGAAACCUACACUCUCUCAGCCUUAGAGGAUGUCAGUGGUAAACCCCGUAUGAGCAAAGCUUGCUAAGAAAGCCCUGUCAUGGGUUCACCAUAGGGUCACCAUAAGUUAGAAAUGACUUGAGGCCACAGAAUAAUAAUAAUAUUGAAUGCAGCGUUUGAGAGGGGACAAAGCUAAAUGGUAAAACACAUGCUUUAUAUGCAUGGGGUCCAAUGUUCAAUUUGUGACAUCCCUGCUUUAAAAAAUUGUCACUAGCAAAGCUGAGAAAAGAUGGUUGCCUGCAACACUGAAGAGUUGACACAAUAGUGGACUAGUUGUAUCACACCCAGGUUCCUAAUAGGCCUCUAAUGUCUCAGGCAACCAUCUUUCCUAAGCUUUGCUAUGCCAGAUUCCUUUCAGUAGGAAUAUCACAAAUUAAACCUGGCAGUGGCUUUCUGAAAUUUUCAGGAAGGAGAGUUCAGUCCUAUGUGGAGAUGCCAGUAUUCAACCAGGGUCCUUCUGCAUGCAAAGCACUUGCUUUUGAAAGCAUGUAUCUGCUUACAAAAAGCACUGUAUUUUGAAAGAGAAUACCAGUGGUCUUAAAGAUGAAACACCACUUGUAUUCACUGUGUAGGUGGAAGGAGCAGGGAACACUGUGGGGAUGCUGCAAUGCUGGGUAGAUGGGGAGCUGCACAUUGCCCAUGGGCCACAUAAUCCCUCCCCUAGUGUAGAUGGAAUAAACACCUUGAGCAUUAGAUUCAAAUAUUUACAUUAUUCAGAAGUAAUCUAUUGAAACAAAGGAUUGCUGUUUGGCAAUGUAAAUAGCAGAUGCAGGAGGACAGUGCCUAGGAGGAAAGGACAUGUGGUCCUCUGAAUUCUACCGGGGUCUGAAGUGUUUUUCAUGCAAGAAACACUCUUUCAUGAUACCCAUGGGGUUUUGUGCAAAAUUGCUGUUUUGUGCAAAAACGUUAAUUUUGCACACACACACAAAACCCUGUAUGAAUGUCUAGAAACAGUGGGUUUUGUGAGCACAGAGUAUAUUUUUCACACAAAAGGCGUCCACAAUUUUCAUGCAAAAACUAAUUCUGGAAACAAAUUUUUGGUGUAAAUUGGUUGGGUUUUUGCACUAAUUUUACACAAAAAAGCAUACAUGCAUAUAUUGGAACAGUAUUUUUUGCAAAAUUGUAGUUUUGGCAUGAUAGCUAUUCAUUUUUGUGUAUUUCUGUGCAGAAAUACUGAACAGUGUGAAAACUAGAUUAAACCUCUGCAAAUUUCUUACCUUUGUGACAUUUUUUCCUGAGCAGGUUUCCUGAAUGUUGGGAAGCUCAUUUUAAGAACAAAAUUGUGAGAAACAACAACAAAUAUUCUUUCCAUCCUCACUGUUGAGUGGAAUGCAGGCAUGGGGGAGGGUUGAGAUACAGAGACACUAGCUGAGCCUUUCUAAUAAUGUAUAGUUUGCCUGUGACUUUGGAGAAAAGGGGUGAGAUGAAGGGUUAUGUGUGCUUCAGCAAGUAUAGGACAUGGCCACAUAAUCCGGGAAACCCACAAAAACUAUGGAUGCUGACCAUGAAAGCCUUUGACUUCACAAGCAUAGGAGAAUAACUGGGUGAAUAGAUAAAGCACUGCUUCAGGAAACCCUUCAUGAGUUUUCCUUUGUAGUCAGUAUUUAAUCCUCUUUCUCUUUUUGUUUGUUUUGUUGGUGUCAGGGAGUGUAUAGACUGCUAUUGUCCACUAAGUAGUCAACCUUGACGUUUUAUUUUUUGCAGCUACAAGGGAAAUAAUGCCCUUUUUGUAUUUCCUUUGUAUGCCACUCUCAUUUAUGUAGAAUGUAAAUUUAUGUAUGUGAGAAAUAUAUAGGUAAUGAAGUCUUUCCUUUAUGCAUAGGGCAGGCCUAACGUCUGAAUCAAUGCAGGCUUCUAAAUCUUUUCUGCUCUCAAUAUGGAUUGCUGUUUGCCCGUGGUGGCUUGUAAAAUAAGAUAUCCUUAGCAACUCUGGAAGAGUGUAAUAAACAGCAUACAUGAAUUUAUGUUUGUCAAAGGUUGCAUUUUUUUCACACACAUUU